UCCUGCAUUCUGUCGAACAAUGAAUCUAUCUCUCUCUAUCUCAAGUUUCAACCUCCGCAAUCCAUCCGCCACCAACCACCCGUUGUUUUCUGGAAUCAUAAAAUUCCCCCUUGCUACUCAAUUUCUCUUUCCGUUUCACCCUCCUCGGCUCUCCGAUCUGUGGUUUCUGGCCACCCCGAUCUCCGACAAUCCCUAAAACAAAGGAGAUAGAAAGAAAAUCGUCUGUUCUCAUCCUCACCUUGGUGUUUCGGGAAGCUCUGAUCAUUGAAUCGCUUUCGCUUUUCUUACAUUGGGUUCGAAUAUGAAGAACACUAAGCAGAAGAAGCGGAGAAGGAGGCCCCGAGCAUCCAAUCCGGCCGAGAAAGGCGUUGUGGUGAACGAAGAAGUGGGGGAAAAAGUACCGGAGGCGUUAGUGGAGGCAUUCUCUUUGGUUUCUGUAGACGACGCCGUUUCGGCCUUCCGUAAAGCGAUUGGCGAUCGGGACAAAGCCGCGGAGAUAUUAGGCGCGAUCUCAGCGGACAGCGCCGAAGACCCGUCGACGCGUUCGACUUCGGGUGCGAGCUCGUCGGGUUCGUCCGUGGGUUUUGUCGAGACUGGCUGUGUUCAGAACGUGGUGAAAGGAAAGGAUUUCAGAGGGACUAAGCAGAAGAGAGUGGUUGCGGCUACUGGGACUGUUUCGACGGGGUUGGGAAAAGAGUACGUGAAUCCGAGGCCUCCAAGGAGGGACGUCUUGGAUGCCUCGACCAGGUUCAAAGGGCUUAGCAAUGCUUGCAUUGAGAUAGAAGAGGCUGAGCAAUUUCUGCGUUCGAUGCUCGGGGAUGAGUGUGAGCUCAGCAUGGAUGUUGUUAGAGAUGUUUUCUGUCAAUGUGGAUAUGACGUAGAAAAGGCCUUUGACACAUUACUCGAAUUAUCCGCUUCCACCUCUGAGCAGUCCAGCAAUGGUAGAUACCCUAAUGAUAGUGUUAACUAUAAAGAAGAUAUAAGAUUUCUCAUUGAACGCAAAGAUGGUUUUACAGAUAAGGCUUCUGAUUGUACUUCCCAUUCAUCUGAAAGUGAAUUCCAGGACAAUAUAUGGUCUAUGGGCUAUGGUUGUAGGAAUUAUUCUAAGGUUCUUACCAAUCCUGAAGCUGAUUCUCCUUCUAGAGCAAGAACUACCGAGCCAGAUCUUCCUCAAAAGGUGUUAGAAUCUCUGUUUAACAUCUCCAAGAGUCUUGAACAUGAACCAAAGAAAAUGAAUUGGAGGAAUUUGGUAAAGAAAAUGCAGUCAGUGGGUCCUGGGUUUAAUGUUUGUCCUUCUAGUGUUGCAGGACCUCAGCAAUAUACUGGAGCUAAAGGAGAGGAAUAUCACGUGUUCAGGCAGCCUUCGAAGCAACAAUGGGAUUCAAUGAGAUCUUGCUAUCAGAAAGCUGCAGUGGCAUUUUCCAAGGGAGAAAAACAGUAUGCAGCUUGCCUUUCUGAGCAGGGUAAGGCACAUACAAAAUUGGCACGGGAGGCAGAUGGAAAGGCAAGCCGUGAUAUAUUUAAAGCUAGAAACAAGGGCAUAGAAAAUGUGGUAACAAUUGAUUUACAUGGCCAGCAUGUAAAACAAGCUAUGCAGUAUGUAAAAGCCCACCUCCUUUUUGGAACAUAUGUGCCCUCUUUUCAAACCCUCAGGGUUAUCACAGGAUGUGGGUCACAUGGUGUAGGGAAGUCAAAAGUGAAACAAUCGGUUAUCAAACUUAUGCAAAAGGAAGGUAUAGAAUGGAGCGAGGAAAACCAGGGAACGUUGCUAAUCAAGCUCGGUGGAUCCAGAGAGUUCAGCUUUAUGGAUUCUGAAAGUGACACUGAGUAAAUUUACCCAACUUAGUUCAGAAAUACUCACCGCUAGUUUUUAACUUUUUCUUGUCUGAGUUGUUGUAUAACAAUAGAGAGUCAUGCCAUGCAGUGUUCUUGCUUAGGCCCCCAGUUAUGAUAUUAAUGUGGAAGCCUUUUCAUUCUGUAGGUAGCUGAAAGAUAAAAUUUAGAUAAGUUAAUUGAUAAUUGUGGUGCUGUUUCUAUCUGUUGUACAAUUAGCAUUGACCUAGAAAGUUAAUAAUGACAUGAUACAUGACUCUGUUCGCUUCAA
This is a messenger RNA of Juglans regia (Persian walnut), 2104 nucleotides long. Its product is annotated as SMR domain-containing protein At5g58720-like. Bases 302 to 1831 code for a protein of 509 amino acids. The record is from RefSeq and is a predicted model, not a curated record. Lineage: Eukaryota; Viridiplantae; Streptophyta; Magnoliopsida; Fagales; Juglandaceae. The transcript has 11 exons.